Molecule: messenger RNA, 661 nt
Organism: Bacillus rossius redtenbacheri
Lineage: Eukaryota; Metazoa; Arthropoda; Insecta; Phasmatodea; Bacillidae
Gene: RpS18
Product: small ribosomal subunit protein uS13
Exons: 5
Coding region: 117-575 (152 amino acids)
Biological process (GO): translation
Cellular component (GO): cytosol; ribosome; small ribosomal subunit
Molecular function (GO): RNA binding; structural constituent of ribosome
Source: RefSeq, a predicted model, not a curated record
AUAUCUACGAACAUAUCUCUUUGACGGAAGUUGUUAUUGGUGUUCUCUUUAUGUGUGUGUGUUGAAUUUUGCACGUGUGGUUCGAAUACGUUAAGGUUUAGAAGCUUGAAGGGAAAAUGUCUUUAGUUAUCCCAGAAAAAUUUCAACACAUUCUUCGUGUUAUGGGCACGAAUAUUGAUGGCAAAAGGAAGGUUAUGUUCGCAAUGACAGCAAUCAAAGGUGUCGGUAGACGUUACGCCAAUAUUGUUUUGAAGAAAGCAGACAUCGACUUGGAUAAAAGGGCAGGAGAAUGUACUGAGGAAGAGGUGGAGAAAAUUGUCACCAUCAUGUCCAACCCACGUCAGUACAAGAUCCCGGACUGGUUUCUCAACAGGCAGAAGGAUAUAGUUGAUGGAAAAUACAGCCAGCUGACCUCCAGCUACCUGGACAGCAAGCUGCGUGAGGACCUGGAGAGGCUGAAGAAGAUCAGGGCCCACCGCGGCAUGCGGCACUACUGGGGCUUGCGAGUGCGUGGACAGCACACAAAGACGACUGGUCGCAGAGGAAGAACUGUUGGUGUGUCCAAGAAGAAGUAAUCUGUCGUUUUUUGAGAACCUUCAUGAUGUGAAAAAUUUAUAUACAUAACUUUUUAAAAUGAUGGAAUAAAAAUUAAUAAAAGUAA